This is a messenger RNA of Aspergillus versicolor CBS 583.65, 468 nucleotides long. RefSeq lists its product as uncharacterized. Bases 1 to 468 code for a protein of 155 amino acids. The transcript has a single exon. Lineage: Eukaryota; Fungi; Ascomycota; Eurotiomycetes; Eurotiales; Aspergillaceae. The record is from RefSeq and is a predicted model, not a curated record.
AUGGGUUGGUCGCUGCCCGCCGUCUUGACUCCCACCGCACCGACGACAGCCCUCAACCAGUCUUCCUCUGAAGUUGACUCUAUAAUCACAGUUAUAGAGGGGUUUGUAUCCGCCCUGAAUGCCAAAAAUUCCAUCGAGUUUGAGAAAUACUGCGUGCGGGCUGGAGGGAUGUCAUUAUGGCCGCCUGCUCCUGCAAUGCCUAGAUUCUGUACGAUCGGUUCCUUCGUAGAGCAUAUCGCGAAACUUGAAGACGAGAUCGAUGAGCAGAUAUGGGACCCCGAAGUCAAGUUAUACGAGGCGGGGAAUCUUGCGGCAGUAUGGGCACCUUUUCGGGCGAAGAUUAAUGGUGCCGUUAAUCAUGUGGGCGUUGAGCUUUUCAUCUUGCACAAGCUCAAUGGGAAGUGGAAGGUGACUGGGCUGGCUGAUUCAUGUCGACAACCGACAGAGGACGAAAAGAGUCUACUUUGA